Molecule: messenger RNA, 387 nt
Organism: Fulvia fulva
Lineage: Eukaryota; Fungi; Ascomycota; Dothideomycetes; Mycosphaerellales; Mycosphaerellaceae
Exons: 1
Coding region: 1-387 (128 amino acids)
Source: RefSeq, a predicted model, not a curated record
AUGCUCCUCACACACUUCCUAACCCCCCUCUUCCUCCUCAUAACUAGCACCCUCGCCGCAUCCGACUAUCAAGACUCCCUCGCCUGCGCCAAGAAGAACCCAUCCACCAACGCCGCCAUUUCCAAAUUCUGCAACAAGAAGGGUCCCAACGGCGGGCUGAUCAACGACAUCACUGUCCCUGGCUCUCGCUCCUCAAGGGGAGUCUCAGUCGACGGGAUUCGAAUCCGCUUGACGGGAGAUUGUACCCCGAAGCAAUGGGUCCCAUUGCAGUAUUGUCAGACGCAGCUGCACGAGAUGUGUGCAUUGAGCCCACACAAGAAGGGGUUCUACACGAGGAGGUAUGGAAGGGGCGGUUGUCAGAUUUGGAGUAUUGAGAGUGCGAACUAG